UAUUUCCGUUAGGUCCCUACGUUAUUUACUCCCGCAACCAGUUUUCUCAUGUUUGGUCGUGGGUGCGAGGAAUACGAUUUCUGCACGGUCCUGAUUGAAACAGUCAAGACCAACGCUGUUCCCGUACAAAGUAGAAGAAUCGUGUGCCAACACUGUUGUAAUGUUAAAUGUUUACAUGUAAUUGAAAUUUUGCCCCUUUGUUUACAAACAAUCAGUUUUACCAACAAACGCAUUUAAUCACUCGAGUAAUGAAGUGAUAAAAUGUCUUCUGCUUGGGGAACAGUUUCUACGCUAUCAAAGAAGAAAUUCGUACGUUAUGGUGUACCUUUUAUGGUUAUGGUAGUAGGUGGCUCAUUUGUGCUUAAAGAAUUCGCUCAACUCAGGUACACAUUUUCCAAGAAGCAGAAGCUUACUCGUAAAGAUAUGGAAGAACUUGGAUUGGAAAUUAAGGAAAAACAAGCAGUGAGCUUGGAAACAGCUUAUGAAGAAAUUAAGAAGGUGUAUUUGGAUAUCAUACUUUGUGUCAUUUUGUUAUGUACCAGUAAAUAUUUUAACAUACUUUUUCUUCACCAGAUGGAUAUAGAUAAUUGGCACAAUAUAAGAGGCCCUCGUCCUUGGGAGGAACCGGCUCCUGAAUUAGUCGCAAUGAGGAACAAGAGUAAAUCCUAAAACCAUUAUUACUUUUGUCACCAAGCACUCAAAAGUUUGGGCUGUGAUAACUACCUUAUAUUUAAUGUUGCUCUGUAGAAUAUUUAUAGUUUUCAUUUAUAUUGUACAAUUUUUAUUUUGAAAAUAGAAUACCUUGUUUCCCAGAACGUGUAAUGCAUUUUUUCCCUUUCAAUAGAUCGUAAGUUCCAAAAGGUUUUCAAAAUUUAAUACGAAGAUGUGAAUAAAAAUGGCGCUUUAUUUGUGAAGGUAUUGUACAGCUCAGAAAAUGAACAAAAUGUAAAUAAAUAAAGCUCAAGUUCUAAACUCGUCUUUGGGUGUGUUAAAUAAUGACGAGCUAUACAUGCACCAUAUUUUAAAGUUCAUAUUUUAUUCUCGCAACAAAAUUCUGUUUUAACAAUGAGAAAAUGGCAUACAUUAUUGUGAAGCCUCUUCAAAUUUUUAUCCUUAUACUUAAUUGGAAUAAUCAUAAUUACAAUUUUCACAAUCUAACCAGAGAAAGUAGACUAUUGUUUACUUGCAACCUGUGGUCGAGUUAACGUCACAGCACUGAAACAUGGGCCUUACAUUUAAAAUGUGUCAUUGGGCACACACAGCGAACAGUUCCUUAUUUUGAAUUCUUCUUUUUUCCUUUUUUUGCAAAAUUCCAACUGUAUAUAUAGAAUAUAAUUUUAUGUACAAAAAAUACCUAGAGGUUGUUCUAACCUCAUUAAAGACUUACUGUAGUUGGGAAAUUACAAGUUCAAAUAGCAAAAAAAGAGGAAAAGAAAAAACAUUAAUGCAAUAUGUAGUAUGAGAUAUUUCAUUUACAUGUUAGUAAAUAGAUCUUCAAAAACAGAAGCAAGAAUGUCAUUGUUAAUGACAAGGAAACAAAACAGCAUAAACAUCUAUGCAAAAAUAUAUAUACAAUAUAAUAUUGACACCUGCAACACUUUGACUCAAGCACUCCAUAAUAGAACUAUGAUAAUAGUUACCCAUUUUGUUUAAUAAUUACCAUUGUAUAAGAUAACUUUUCAAACAUUCAUAGUAACAAUCUACAUUCAACUUAAGUCUCUCUUCAAGUCCUGUUUACACCAUACCAAUACAAAUAUAACUAAAUCAGGCUAUACAUUUCUGUAUAAUCACCAUUACCUCCGAGACAAAACUACAACAGUUGCGUUUUGCCUUGAGAGAUGCUGCAAAAAUGUGUUAGAGAUCAAUCAAUACAUGUGCUUCUCACUUUCAUAUUUUAUCUAUGUGAUGCAACUGGUGCAGUGUGAAUUACACAUACCAUGCCAACAAUCUUACAAGAACACAAUAUAUUAGUUUGGUGUAAACAAUACAAGACUUUUUAACCAAACAUGUUAAAUCACUUUCAUAACAUUAACACAUCAUAAUAGCUGCUGAAAACUUCAACCAGUUUGCACAACAGAAUCUUCCAUUUUGGCAUCACAUGAAUCUUCAUCAAAAUCAUCCCAUUCUUUUACAAGGUCUGCCAUUUCAACUGUUGGCAUUCUCCUUACAGGCAUG
Messenger RNA from Gryllus bimaculatus (two-spotted cricket), 2175 nucleotides. The record is from the annotation of a GenBank genome assembly. NCBI's taxonomy places the organism in Eukaryota, Metazoa, Arthropoda, Insecta, Orthoptera, Gryllidae.